Daphnia pulex (common water flea) is the source of this 2146-nucleotide messenger RNA. Its product is annotated as putative vitellogenin receptor. NCBI's taxonomy places the organism in Eukaryota, Metazoa, Arthropoda, Branchiopoda, Diplostraca, Daphniidae. The transcript is spliced from 2 exons. The coding region runs from base 141 to 818 and encodes 225 amino acids. The record is from RefSeq and is a predicted model, not a curated record.
CGAGAUAUUCGCUUCUUCUCAAAGAGUAUGGACUCGUUGUAUCAGGCAUUUCACAAACGCACGGCGUCGCAGCUGAUUAUGAAGAUGGGGUCGUCUACUGGAAUGAAAAGAGCGAGGGCAAGGCUGGUAUUUACAAAUCCAUGUUGGAUGGAUCAGCUUUCCAGUACGUUGUUUCGGUUGGUGUGGAGAUUGUUGAAGACUUGGUGAUCGACUGGGUUGGCAGACACAUUUAUUUCGCGGACUCCGGCCGGAAGCACAUCGUCGUUUGCGAUUUUUAUGCUGCCAUUUGCAGUGUUGUCAUUAGUGGACAACUAGACAAAUCUCGUGCCGUGGCCGUCUAUCCUGAAGAGGGUUUGCUUUUCUGGUCUGACUGGAGUUCUAGUUCACACAUUGGUUCUGCUGGCAUGGAUGGAUCGCAGCGGACAAACGUAAUCACGGCAGACAUUAUUUGGCCUAAUGGAUUAUCUGUGGACGAAACCAUUCAACGUAUUUAUUGGGUAGACGGCAAACUCAAUCGCAUUGAAAGUUCGCGGAUUGAUGGAUCCGAUCGUAAAAUCCUUCCCUUUAAAGUGACCCAUCCGUACGCUCUCGAUAUAUUUGAAAACACAAUCUUUUGGUGCGAUCCUCUGGAGCACGAAGUUCUUUCCGUGAACAAGUUUACCGGCAAGGAUUAUAAGAUUUUGAUGAAGGAGGCUUCAUUAACUCCAACUGGCAUCCACGUUCAUCAUCCUUCCAAGCAAAGCCAUCUCACCAACCCCUGUCGAAACGUGAUUUGCAGCCAUCUCUGUCUUCUUUCACCAACCCCUACAAGGUUAUAAGUGCGCUUGCCCUGUCGGAAUGACUUUGAACAAAGACGGUCGUACCUGCGAGUCUAUUUCCGCUCACGAAUCUUCCAUCGUCAUCGCAACUUACACCGACAUCUAUCGCAUGACUCAUCACCAGAUUGGCAAGGAUUCCGUCUUUCGUCUGCCUACGCGUAACGUGGAAUACAUCGGUGCAUUGGCGUACAGCCCCUUAGGCCACUCAAUCGUCUACAGCGAAAUGAUUCAGAGGACGAUCUACUCGAUCCACCUGGAUACUUAUCGACAGACGGUUCUCUUCGAAAACGUCGACAUGGUCGAUGGGUUGGACGUGGAUUCCUUCACGGAGAACAUUUACUGGACGGAAGUUACUCGGGAAACUGUUGUAGUUGGCCAAAAGAAACACGAUGGUAGUUAUGACCGUCUAGUAUUGGCCCGAAAUCUUAACAGCCCCCAAGGUGUUACCAUUGGAUCCCAAUCCGGCAGGAUGUUCAUCGUCGAGGGCCGCAUCAGUCACGUCAUCAGCGUUUGGCAUAUGGAUGGAACUAACCGACAGGAGUUGGUCAAAGUUCGUGGAAUUGUAUCGUCGAUGGCUUACGACGGCAAACAUCUACUUCAGCGACUCCCUGCGAGGUACAAUUGAACGGAUCGAAGUCAACGGUGAAAAUCGAACCAUCCUUCGCUCUCAUCUGGGCACUCCGGUUGCCAUGGACGUCAGUGCAGAUUCCGUCUUUUGGCUGACUCAAUCCUCCACUCGCAUCAGCUGGUUGAACAAGCAAUAAGAGACGAAAACUAUGCGCGGCUUCGUAAUCGACGCUUCCGACGACAUAAACGUUCAGUAUCGUUUGAUGUCCGAUCGAUUUCAACAGUCACGAUCAUCAUUGCUUGGGGGAUACUGGAGGUUGUAGCGACAUUUGCGCACCAACACCUGAUGGAGUCACUUGCCUGUGUCCAUUGGGUAAAGUAUUGGGAGAAGAUAAACACGCAUGUACUAAAGCCGACUGCGUUGGUGUUGAAUGGUUUAAAUGUCGAACCAGUUGUAUUCCCGCCAAGUACCGAUGCGAUGGGGUCAACGAUUGUGCCCUAGGUGAAGAUGAGCUCCAGCGCCGCAACACGACGACAGAAGUAAAGUAUUCUUUAAAGGUAGGUAAUAUAAAUUACUUUUUUCUGAAAAAGACCGAGUGAUUGUAAGGUGUGAAAGUGGAUGCUUAGAUGGAUUAGGGCAAUAAUAGGCGUGGUUAACCGUUCUACAAUAAGAUGGGUAGGGAGAAGAAAUGUCAACACGCACUGACGAGCUCUCCUUUACCGAAGAUUACAUCAGCAGCGCAUUGUCUUUACUUUUCUUC